AUGGAGGCGACCACCAUUCAUCGCAGAGUCUUCGAGGCAACUAUUGAUCACCCUCCAGCCACCUCGACGACAAUUGUUGGACCUCUGUUCAAGCGAGCCAGAUUUAAUAAAGUUGAGUAUGACGAAGAUAGAUGUAUCUACGAGUACGAUGCUCCUGUUCCAGCUAGCCCGGCACUUGUGACGAACGGGUACCCAUCAAGAGCUGCCCUGUCAACAGAGCCUGCAUCUCGAGGUAGCGAUUCGGCAUCGAGCAGUUCUCUCUUGAAAGAGAGCCUCCAAGCAGCCCUUCACUACAACGACAACAGCACUAUACCCGUUUACGACUGCGAUUCUGCCUCUCCUGAUAACGUAUUCACGACCCAUGGCGCCGACGGUUCCAUGAUAAUCGAAAAGACCGGCGGCAAGUACAUACACAAGCGGUUGAAAACGGCUCGUCGUCGCGAACAGUGCCGUAUUAACCAGGCUCGUUACCGCCUCAAGCAGGAUCGAAAGUCUCACCUGCUCAGUGACACAGUUGUUAAGCUGCUGGAAGAGAUUCCAUUGCUGGAAAUGCAACGAGACCGUAUCCUCUUCGGUGCCAAACAGAGUGUCUACAAUUUGGUGGUCGAGUACUUCCACCUCUUCCGUCACGGGCUCCGGACGCUUCGCCAAGUCAAUCGAACACAGAUUGCCCAAGGCACAGAAGCGCAGCAACAGCUCGUGUUCCUUCGAUAUUCGUUGUCGCCAAACGUCAGCAUUGGCGAUCGCUAUGGAGUAGACGCGAUUGUCGAGCAGUGGCAGCGAUACUCGUCGUACUUCCGGGAUCUACACUUCCAACUUGAGCACAUGGACGAGAUUGUGAAGAAUCUUGCUGUUGUUGCAGCUUCUUUGAGCGUCACAAUAACAGAAGCCUCGUUGCAAAAUGUGUUUCCUCAUCUACUCGGCGAAUACGGAGACACUGGAAACGCGAGCGAGAUCACUGCUACAAGUCUGGGCAGAAAACUACUUGGGCGACGUCUGCUUCUGCCUUGCUCACUCUACUUUGAGUGGGACGAAGUUAGCAGUCAUGUGGUGCGGUUGGAAAUGACGGUGGAUUUCUUGACGCCAAUCAGUCGAGUGUUAGGCUCCAUAACGGAUGCGGCUUUCGUGCUCAGUCAGGCUCUUAUCACCCGUGACUGUGCAAUCGGCAAGUUUGACAUGUAA
Molecule: messenger RNA, 1182 nt
Organism: Phytophthora nicotianae INRA-310
Lineage: Eukaryota; Oomycota; Peronosporomycetes; Peronosporales; Peronosporaceae
Exons: 1
Coding region: 1-1182 (393 amino acids)
Source: RefSeq, a predicted model, not a curated record